Messenger RNA from Alosa alosa (allis shad), 6229 nucleotides. It is a transcript of the gene itga5, whose product is annotated as integrin, alpha 5 (fibronectin receptor, alpha polypeptide). Gene Ontology annotation, molecular function: integrin binding. Gene Ontology annotation, cellular component: external side of plasma membrane; integrin complex. The record is from RefSeq and is a predicted model, not a curated record. NCBI's taxonomy places the organism in Eukaryota, Metazoa, Chordata, Actinopteri, Clupeiformes, Clupeidae. Gene Ontology annotation, biological process: angiogenesis; integrin-mediated signaling pathway; cell-cell adhesion.
GGCAAGGUUGAGAGAGAGACCGACGGAGAAUCAGAGAUAACGUUACGUGCACUGUGGGUGCGUUUGGGACAAGAGGGCUUGGGAAGGAGUGAAGACACUGUAGCCCCUCGAACUCUUUUGUUUUAGCAGAUAACACAAACGACUGCAAGAAGAUAAACCACGAAAAGGAUUAAUAAGAUAAUAUGGGGUCCACAAGGCAUCGAUCGAAGUCGGAAUCAAAACUUACUAGUCAAGGCGCUCGGCUCCUUUCAUUUGGACUUUCAGUCAUAGUUCUACAACUAUGUGCCGCAUUCAACCUGGACGUCGAGAACCCUGCUGUCUACAGCGGACCAGAGGGUAGCUACUUCGGAUAUGCGGUGGACUUUUAUUUGACCAACAGCUCAAGUGUCAGUAUAGUGGUGGGUGCACCAAAGGCCAACACCAGCCAGGUGGACAUCGAUCAGGGCGGCUCAGUCUUCCAUUGCCCCUGGAGCACCGGCCAGUCAGACUGCCACAGCAUAGAGUUUGAUCAUGAAGGCAAUCGCCCAAUCACCAUCAACAACACAGAGAGACAGGGGGAGUACAAGUCUCACCAGUGGUUUGGAGCGACCGUGCGUUCCCACGGCGACACAAUUUUGGCUUGUGCUCCUCUCUACUCCUGGAGAACAAAGGAAGAUGACCAGCGUGCUGAUUCCACAGGAACCUGCUUUCUGUCUGUCAAUAACUUCACCAAGUUUGUGGAGUAUGCUCCAUGUCGCACAGAACUUUCUGCAGAAUCGGGCCAAGGGUACUGUCAAGGUGGCUUCAGUGCUGACUUCACCAAGGAUGGGAAGGUUGUAUUGGGAGGACCAGGCAGCUUCUUUUGGCAAGGUCAGGUGAUCUCAGCAGUCAAGGAGCAGAUCAUCAAGGCUUAUUAUCCAGGCUACUUCCUGUCCUCUGUGGAGGGAGAAAUGCAGACCAAGCAGAAGCCCAGGCAGUGUAUCAUCGAUGACACCUACAUGGGCUAUUCAGUAACAGCGGGAGAGUUUACUGAGGAUAAUGUAGAAGAUUUUGUGGCUGGCAUCCCAAAAGGAAAUUGGUCGCAUGGUUUGGUUUCCAUCCUGAAUGGGACUGACUUGACUAAAGUGAAGACCUUCUCUGGAGAACAGAUGGGAUCGUAUUAUGGAUAUUCUGUGGCUACCACUGACAUCAACAAUGAUGGGCGUAUGGACCUGCUGGUGGGGGCGCCCAUGUUCAUGAUGUGGGACACGGACGGCCGUCUGGAGGAGAGGGGCCGCGUGUACGUGUACCUGCAGAGAGGCCUGCUCGACCUGCAGCCCCAGCAGCCCCACCUGACCGGCACAGAGCUCUACGCCCGCUUCGGCAGCUCCAUCGCCCCACUCGGCGACCUAAACCAGGACGGCUUCAACGAUGUUGCCAUUGGCUGUCCCUUUGGAGGGGAGGACCAACAGGGAGUAGUCCACAUCUAUAAUGGACACAGUGGCGGGCUCCAUGAGAAACCCUCUCAGGUCAUCUCGGGCCAGUGGGCGUCUGCGCUACCUGCCAGCUUUGGCUUCACGCUCCGUGGCAACAAAGACCUAGAUAUGAACGGCUACCCAGAUCUCAUUGUGGGAGCAUUUGGAGCUGACAAAGCAGUAGUGUACAGAGGUCGUCCCAUCGUCAACACCAGCGUGACUCUGGUGGUUCACCCGGCCAUGAUCAACCCGGAGGAGAAGCACUGCGUCAUCACCCGUGGCAACGAGACCAUCGCCGUCUCCUGUGUCAACCUCAGCUUCUGCCUGCUGGCCAACGGAAAGCACCUCCCAGACAACCUAGCGUUCCGUGUGGAGGUGCAGCUGGACCGUCUCAAGCAGAAGCAGAGAGGCGCCGUGCGGAGGGCUCUGUUCGUCGACUCCCAGCAGCCCACGCUUAUCCGGAGCCUGCCUGUGCCUGCUUGGGGCGGCGGCUGUCCGCGAACCAAGAUCUACCUCUUGGGGGAUGAAAAGGAGUUCCGAGACAAGCUGUCGGCCAUCUAUGUGGCGCUCAACUUCAGCCUGGACCCAGCGGCAGCUGCUGACAAACAUGGCCUCAGACCCAUCCUCAACUACCAGACUACGGAGCUGAUCGAGCAGAAGGCUCAGAUCCUGCUGGACUGUGGGGAGGACAACAUCUGCGUGCCUGACCUGAAGCUGACAGUGGUGGGGGACAGGAAGGAAGUCUACCUGGGUGAUGAAAACUCGCUGACCCUGACUUUCAACGCCAGAAACGAUGGGGGAGGAGCCUACGAGGCCGAACUCCACGUGGUCCUGCCCCCUGAAGCCGACUACAGCGGAAUCGCCCGGAAUAACGAGAGCCUGACCCAGCUGACCUGUAGCUAUGAGACGGAGAACCAGACGCGCUACCUCAGCUGUGACCUAGGCAACCCCAUGAAGUCCGGCACUAAUCUGUGGGCUGGUCUGCGCUUCACUGUGCCCAGGCUCAAGGACACGCGCAAGGUGGUGCAGUUUGACCUUCAGAUCCGCAGUAAAAAUGAGAACAACUCCCACAGCGAGAUGGUGCCAUAUAAACUGGAGGUGGUGGUUCAGGCUGAUGUGAUCCUGCAGGGGGUCUCUCGGCCCGACAAGGUCUUCUUCCCGCCGGCUAGCUGGAAGGUCACCAAGAGGCUGGAGGUUGAGGAGGACGUGGGCCCUGAAGUCAGCCAUGUCUAUGAGUUGGUGAAUAACGGGCCCAGUCGGAUCAGCCACACCGCACUGACGCUGCGUUGCCCCAUGCGCUUGCAGGGCCAUCAGUUCAUGUACCCACUGGAGGUUUUCACCGAGGGCCCACUCAACUGCACCACCAACCGCACCGUCAACCCACACCGCCUCAAGCUUCAGCAGUCCACCACAGAACAGCCCCCUCUACUGGACAGCCAAGUGCACCACAUCGAGAAGAGGGAGGUCCACAAAGGCCAGCUGUCGGAGAUGAGCAACCUGUCCUGCUCCAGUGUAGAGUGUUGGACCUUGUCCUGUAACGUGGGGCUGCUGGAGAGAGGCACAAGUGCCAUUCUGAAGGUGCGAUCACGGAUCUGGGCCGAGACGUUCAUGCAGCUCCCCUACAAAAAUUAUGUGCUUGAGUGUCAAGCCAUGUAUCACGUGCAGAAGAUGCCAUAUGCCAUUUUGCCCAAACAAUCUCCAAGUGGUGCCAAAAAGGUGGUCACCCCGCUGGUGUGGAAUAAGCCGGACAGCCAGUACGCUGUGCCUCUGUGGAUCAUCAUCUUGGCCAUACUGGCAGGGCUGCUUCUACUGGCUCUACUCAUAUAUGUCCUCUACAAACUGGGCUUCUUCAAGAGAACUGAGUAUGGCACCGCCAUGGAGAAGGCUCAGCUCAAGCCCCAGGCUGCAUCCGAGGCAUAAAGAGCCUGGCCGGAGCCAUCAGGAGAUUUAAAAACUCCAAGAAUACUUUCCCACAAGAUUGCAAAGACAAGAAGAAGACAUAAGUGUGGGUAGCUGUCUAAUGACCAGACAGAAUUUGGAGGGAGGACCACUGACACCCCACUGCACUGCACUAGAAGACAAAACUGACAAAUCAAAACCAAAUGAAUGUUUUAUUUUUUUUAUCCUCUGGAUUUGUCCCUGGAUUCCUCCUUAUACCAGGGACGAGUCCACUCCCUGACAUUGUCAAGGAACACACACACAUAGACACACACACACACACACACAAAACUGUAGCGGUUGAGGAGACCUCCCAUGUGGACAUGUGACUCCGCAUUAAAUCCACACAAAAGUUUUCACUCUUCCACAUAAUCAAUUCACUCACAAAAAGAGACUUUCCCUCUUUCAGUUUGGUGCUAACCACGGUGAACCUCUAUCACCUGAUCCAGCUGCGUUUUCUUUUUUUUUUUUCCAUAUCAUAUUGAGAUUAAGCCAAAGCCUUUGAUUUUGCCUUUUUGUAGCUUCCUUUACUCAAAAUACCACCAACGACCUGGGAACAUGCUUUGUUUCAGACCAUCCGGGGCCAUACUGAUACAGGCCAAAGUCUCAACAUCAGCUUGCUUCACUGGGUCGUUUUUGUUUUGUUUGUUCUCACAUCCUUUUUUUUAUAGAAGAAAUUUCAAUUUUACAGCAGGAGAUUUUAUUGAAAGGGCGCAGGACUGAGAACUGGACUGGCUGUCACCUUUGCACUCUUCAAAACAAGAUGGCCGCUGUCUCAGGUGAUGAAAUGGAAAUGCAGAGCCCUGAUCUGGGGUCCCCAGAUGCAGGAACUUGACAUAGAAACAGACAAGGAAACAAACCAACAGGAUCGUCCCGUCAUGAAGGACACUGUCUCUCUCCUACUGAUCUUUGUUCUCCAUCGUAUUCACCUGUCUGAGUUUUUUUAUUGUCAAUUUUUGCAAGCGAUUUGCAUUGCCUCAAGUAAAUCAUCUGGGACACGACUGGAUCCACACAGAGGAAAACAUACUCAAGCCUGUGAAACCUCACUGAUGCCUUGAAGCAGAGCUGUGCUUUGCCACCUCAGAGAGCACACACUAUGACCCACCAGUGCCCAGGAGCCAUGGGUGACAUGUGUACCUGCUUGUGCCUGGGCAGGCCAAUCUUCAUAAGCAGUAGGGGUCCAUUACAGGACCUCUAUUGUAUGGGGGUCUGUGUACUUUCCAGAGGAAGCCAAAACCUUGUGUCAAUGUUUCUAGAGCACAGGAAAGCCACUGUUAAGCAGGAAGGGAAAUAGCUUCACUGUUUGGUUGGUCACAGCACAAGAAGUGGGAGUUAGUUGGGAAUCGCCUCCUCAUAGUGUCGCUGUUCUCACUUUAAAGUGCACUGUGAGUCUAUAGAGUCUGAUGAUGCAGCAGUGAAAUUCUAUCAGGCUCUGUGUAUGUGCCUGUGAGGUUAUAGCUCACCAGCACCCUCUAGAGGUCACCGGUGAAUGUGCACUGACAGAGAGGAACUCAAAGGCUUCAGCCUCAAUCCAGGGACGAUUACACACAUUUGCUUGGUUUUAAUGUAAAUACUGUAUGUAUGUGUGUGUGUGUGUGUUUGGAAUGAAUGAAUGAAUGCUUCAUUCAGUUUUCCCAAUAGCUUAGUAUGGCCUUUAUCCUUGAACACAGGGAGAUUACACCAGCAUAAGUGAAGCCUUCUUGUUGUGUAAAAUCAGGGGAGAGAGUCACUAUUUAAGUGGUGAUUUAACCAGAGACAGACUGUAGUUUUUGCCAACCAUUCAGUAUCUGUCUUCUGAGGCCACUUCUAAAGGGACAACCAAGCAUUGGAGAAAACAGACAGAUGUGUUUGUAAGUGCAAUACAGAAAUGACUGUUUUUUUUUUUUUUUUUUUUCAAGUUUGUUGGAACUGUAUCAAGUUUUUUUUCUCUCUCUCACUGUGUGUAAGUUAUAUAGAUAUGUAUAGUAUUGCUUUAUUGCAAGAGGGAGGAUGUCCUUAGUCGCUAUGUCUGAGUCAGAAUUCAGUCAAAGGCCUUCUUCUGACAAGAAAAUGAAUUUUGAAAGCCAAAGACUCCAGAUCUGUUGCUAAGACCAUACUCUGUUUUUGUCAACUUGAUUAUGUGUACUGAACACAGAGGUAAAAGACAAUGCCCAAAAUGUGGGUGGAAUAUUGGCCACGAAAAGAAAGACUGAUAAUUUAAUCAUCAAAGAGUUUUUGAGACUGAACUAGAAUGCUAAGGACUCUGUUCUCAGUACUGAUUUAGUACCUACAUGGUGCAGCUUUUUCGACUACUCUGUAUUGUAUUGUGGUAAAAUCUCAAAUGAGAUUUUAGACACUAAAUACAGUAUUUGUCCAUUGAUUGAAUUUGUCCAAUUGAAUGGUAAAAUUAGGUUGAAUUUUGGAAUUGGGUGUUUUGGACUAUUAUUUUAGGUCUUUAAGUCUUUUUUUACCUUUUGCUUGUUGAAUACAUAUAUACGUGUUUUUUUUUUCAAGACACAAGGAUUUCCCCCAGUACUCAGCGAUUUUUACAUUUACAAAAACAGCCUGCCGUAUACAAUAGCCUACCAACCAACUAUUUAUACCCCCCUAAUCGUUUUAAAAUUAUUAAGUAUUCAGCACUGGGUUUGUCCUCACUUUUCUAAAUGUCCUGGUCCCAUUCUCUUUGUCUCACCAAUUAUCUGAGAUGUAUAUAUAUUUUUUGCAAAGAGAGUAUUUUUGAAUUCUGUUGAAAACCUUUGCCUUUGAGAAUUUUUCUCUUCCCAUAUUGGGGAGACUGAGCGGGAUGUUAUGUUGUUGAAGUAAUUAUUUGAUGUUAUUUCACAGUUUGCUUUUUAAAUAAAUUCUCAAUUUGUACUAAA